Messenger RNA from Prosopis cineraria, 1863 nucleotides. RefSeq names its product glycinin G3-like. The transcript is spliced from 4 exons. Bases 770 to 1789 code for a protein of 339 amino acids. The record is from RefSeq and is a predicted model, not a curated record. Lineage: Eukaryota; Viridiplantae; Streptophyta; Magnoliopsida; Fabales; Fabaceae. Gene Ontology annotation, molecular function: nutrient reservoir activity.
AUGAAUGAAAGAAGACAAAAUGAAGAAGAGCAUGACAGAGGGUAACGGUCCCUCAUAGAACACGCAGGUGGCUCAAGAGGUAUCACUGCUGCAUCAGAUACAGACAAUGGCAUAUUUUCCAACUUUGGUUGCAUUAGGAGAAAGAUCGAAAGGCAAAUAAUUGAUGAGGUGUAACUCAUUGAGAUUGCAUAGCCAUGCAUGCUGAAGAAUGUCUCUGCCUCAAUAGCCUGACUUGUGACGUGUCCUUCACUCACCCCUCUCCUCUUCGCUAUAAGUCUUAUUCCUGGGGUUCUCUGCUCACCCACAAGCAAACGCAACUAGUCCCAUUCAUGGCUUAUAAUUAUUUCUAUAAGCUUUCUAGUUCUCCCUCUCUCUGCAUUUGGGUCUUGUUUUGGUUCUGGGAAGCUGCUUGGCUCUCCGGGAGCGGCCCCAGCAAAACCUGUGCCAGUUCGAGAGGCUCCAGUCUCUCAAACCGGACAACAUCGUUAGAUCGGAAGCUGGUCGGAUCGAGACAUGGGACCCCAACAACGAGCAGUUCCAUUGUAGUGGUGUGGCUCUAUCUCGCUGCAUCUUGGAAAAACACGGCCUUAGGUUGCCUUCCUAUUCCAGUUCUCCUCAGCUCAUUUUUAUCGUAAAAGGAAGAGGAGUAAUUGGAGUGGUAAUACCUGGGUGUCGGAACACGUACGAGGAGUCCCGAGAUCGUCACCAGAAAAUACGUCACUUCAAAGCAGGUGAUGUAAUAGCGGUGCCGGUGGGUAUUUCUUUCUGGAUGUACAACAACGAGAAAGAAGAGGUUCAUGCCAUUCAUCUCCUUCACACCUCCAGCCACCAAAAUCAGCUUGAUACCACGCCCACGAUAUUUUAUCUCGCCGGCAACGAGAAGCAAGAGUUUUCCCAAUAUCAGUCAGGAAGGAAGCAGGAGGAGGAGGAGGAGGGAGGACUGCAUCACAAAGAGCCGUCACGAGGUCGUCGAGAAGGAGAACAAGAGGGACAGGGACAAGAACAGGAAGGACGUGGCAACAUGAUCGGUGGGUUCGGGAGCGACACUGUGAAGCACGCCUUCGACACCGCCGACGAAGAGACGGUGGAGAAUCUCCGAGGGCAGAACGACCAGAGGGAGGGAAACAUUAUCAGAGUGGAAGGCGGUCUUAGGCUCAGCAUCUUCAAAUCACCUUCCAGGAGCAGUGAACAAGAAGAAGAGCAAGACCUUCAGGGUGAGGAUGAGAUCAGUGGAAGCCAGAAUGGGUUGGAGGAGACACUGUGCAGCCUCAGACUUAAACAGAACAUCGGAAAGACCACAUCCCCAGACAUCUACGACCCACAAGCCGGCAGCCUCAGGAGCGUCAAUAGCUUAGACCUCCCGAUUCUCAAGUCGAUGAGGCUAAGCGCUGAGUUCGGCUCUCUUCACAAUGGAGCAAUAUACGUGCCACACUACAACUUGAACGCUCACAGCAUAGUGUAUGGAGUUGAGGGAAGAGCAAAGAUUGAGAUAGUGGAUAGCAAUGGGAAAUCGGUGUUCAACCAGGAACUGAGUGCGGGGAGGGUGGUGGUGGUGCCGCAGAACUUUGCGGCGGCGAUUAGGUCGCAGAGCGAACACUUCCUGUGGGUGGCAUUUAAGACCAACGACAUGGCGAUGGUAGCGACGUUGCCGGGGCAGAUACAGGCGUGGCCGGAAGAAGUGGUGGCACGUGUAUACCAGCUGAGGGGGGAGCAGGCUAGACAGGUCAAGGACAAUAGUCCACUUCAGUUGUUGGUUCCGCCACAGCACUCUCCGAGAGCCAUGGCUUAGACCCGUAGGUGCCUGCUAGGGAAUAAAGAAAUAAAUAGAAAGGCAACCAAUGCAAUCCUUUUGGCAUGGGAAGG